CCGGGAAUCUGUGGCCCUACAGCGCGUGGAUCUUCAUGGUUGAAGAGUGUGUGACGCUGCAGUGAGACCGGAACUUGGAUUUUUGGGGUUCCUGCAGCCUCAGGCUCUUGGAAGAUACGUCAAAUCCAAUCCGAUUUUUCUGGGUGGAUCCGAGAAUGGGGGUUGGUCAAGGCAGAGCUGAGACGCAUUCCUCUGAAUGCUGCCUCUGCGUCGGGUUGACCCCUUUUGUGACGACGUGCAGCGGCUGCCCCCCGAUCGCCUUACCAGUCCUCUAUUUGCUUAUUGACCAGGAUGGCGGUAUACUAAGUUUUUGACGGAACACAGGCCGACUCCCUAGCCAGCCUGG
Molecule: messenger RNA, 346 nt
Organism: Aspergillus homomorphus CBS 101889
Lineage: Eukaryota; Fungi; Ascomycota; Eurotiomycetes; Eurotiales; Aspergillaceae
Exons: 1
Coding region: 156-314 (52 amino acids)
Source: RefSeq, a predicted model, not a curated record